UCCACUCUCUUAUUUUGCCUCAACCAAUAUAUUCCUUAUUUUUCGUGGCGGAGAAACAAAGCCUGUCUUCUUGUCUCAUCCAUUGGUCCAAAGCCAUCACCACCUGCCGGUGACGCACCCGCUCGUGACGGUAGCGCUGCUCUCUUCGUUUUCUCACAAACAGCACCAACGCCGGUUUCAUUUCAUCUUUAUUCCAGUUCUGAUUCACUCGCUUUUCGACAAGGAUACUACCGCAGAGGUGGAUACGCUAUUGACUUCGCUUUGAUUCGAAUCGAAUCGGAUUUCAUUGCAAUUAUGACUCAGGCAGUGGAGGUUCUGAAUAGGUAUGGGACGGAUAUGGUGGGGGAGCCCAGAGGUUCUGAUUCGGAGUGUUUGGCGGGCUUCGAGUGUUUUCUGAACAUUGUGAGGGCACUGGGAAUGGGAUCGUGCAUCUCGGAGGUUGGGGCUGGUGGUAGCUCCCCUCCUCUUCUUUCUGAUUCCAAUACGGAUGGGAAGAGGAGGAGGUUGAGGGGUUCCUCGUCCUUUGAUUUCAGAGUGCCUGGGAGGAUGUUCUCGAAUGGGUCAAGCGAGGUUGCAUCCAUGUUUUGUAAGCAAGGAAGAAAAGGGAUCAACCAAGAUGCUAUGCUUGUUUGGGAGAACUUUUGCUCCAAGGAAGACACCAUUUUUUGUGGUGUUUUUGAUGGUCACGGACCUUAUGGCCACAAAGUUGCGAAGAAAGUUAGGGAUUCUUUUCCUCUAAAGCUUAAUGCCCAAUGGGAUUUGCAUCAUAAGAAUAAAGAUGGAGUCAGUGAUCAUAGCAGUGCCAACGGAAGUUAUAAAUCUGAAGGAAAUGGAUUUAGACUGGUGGAUGAGAAAACUUACCCCACUUAUCAUGAACUUGAUGAAACAGAUAUUACUUUGACAUUGAAAGAGUCUUAUCUGAAAGCUUGUAAGCUCAUGGACAAAGAACUGAAAAUGCAUGCUGAUAUUGACUGCUUUUGUAGUGGGACUACAGCAGUUACCUUGGUCAAACAAGGGCUGGACCUUGUUAUUGGAAAUAUUGGGGACUCGAGAGCUAUACUGGGUACCAGAGAUCACGAUGAUUCUCUUAUUGCUGUUCAGUUGACUGUUGACCUUAAGCCAAACCUUCCAAGGGAAGAAGAGAGAAUUAGGCUUCGUAGAGGAAGGGUUUUUUCCCUUCACAAUGAACCUGAGGUGGCUCGAGUUUGGCUGCCUAACUCUGAUUUCCCUGGUCUUGCUAUGGCUCGUGCAUUUGGAGACUUUUGCCUGAAAGACUUUGGAUUGAUUUCUGUUCCAGAUAUCUCAUAUCACCACCUUACCGAGAAGGAUGAGUUUGUUGUGCUAGCGACAGAUGGGAUUUGGGAUGUUUUAUCAAACGAAGAAGUCGUGGACAUUGUAGCAUCUGCUCCACGGUCUACUGCUGCUAGAGCACUGGUUGAGUCAGCUGUUCAGGCAUGGAGGACAAAAUAUCCUUUUUGCAAGGUUGAUGAUUGUGCCGCGGUUUGCCUCUUCUUUGAUCCAGAUACAGAUUUCAAGUCAAAUGAUACCAAAGGCAAGUUGGUAUCGGAGGCAUCUGUUGACCAAUCCGAGGAUUUAUCUUGAUGAAAAGGGAACUGGAACGGAAGCUGAAAAACAGCUCCAAUAGCACAAGUUUUGUACCGUGUCUCUCCCAAGCCUUGCUGGUUUUAUUGAGAAGGUUUGGAAAGUUGUGCUGCAAAAGUCAAAAGAGAAAGGAUCAUUAUUUUGAUGAUUUUUCGGUAGUUUUCUGCCAGUAUUCUUUUCAUUAUUUAUUUUUCAUUUCCUUCGACAGCAUUUGAGGGGCGAAAGAGGGGGGACUUAUAUAUAAAUAUAUUUCAUAUCUGGAGGAAAAGGGGUACCGGGCUAUUUUUUUGCUGGAGGUCAUUUUUCCUUCUCUGUAUAUUUGGUAGAUUUGGAGUUUUUGUAAAUCCAAGUCAUUAGAUUCAUAUUAUAUAGUCUGUUUAAUCUUCCGUUUUUCAUUUUGCCUCAUUCUUAGGAUGUUUCAUAUUUCCAAUUUAGUCAGUGAAAACAUGAGAACUGAAUAGAAUUGGACUAUUUCUUAUGGACCUUUUUGAGUCAGGUUUUUGUACCUCCAUGUUGGGUUGCUGUCAGAGAUUAAUGAUAUUUUUCCAGUGUGAUUC
Messenger RNA from Vigna radiata var. radiata (mung bean), 2159 nucleotides. RefSeq names its product probable protein phosphatase 2C 33. Gene Ontology annotation, molecular function: protein serine/threonine phosphatase activity. Lineage: Eukaryota; Viridiplantae; Streptophyta; Magnoliopsida; Fabales; Fabaceae. The coding region runs from base 295 to 1602 and encodes 435 amino acids. The transcript is spliced from 7 exons. Gene Ontology annotation, biological process: protein dephosphorylation. The record is from RefSeq and is a predicted model, not a curated record.